Molecule: messenger RNA, 3361 nt
Organism: Myxocyprinus asiaticus (Chinese sucker)
Lineage: Eukaryota; Metazoa; Chordata; Actinopteri; Cypriniformes; Catostomidae
Exons: 4
Coding region: 1257-1934 (225 amino acids)
Molecular function (GO): catalytic activity
Source: RefSeq, a predicted model, not a curated record
AGUAAUCUUCCUGGCCUUUACAGGAGCAAUGCCAAUAGUAAUUAUUUACUUUAAAGUUAUAAAGGAGAACAUCAACAGAUUCUGCAGAUAUACUUGGUGUCAUAGAUAAAGCCUUCAUAAACUGCACCCUACACUGUAAAAAAAAAUCCUGUUAAAUUUAUGGUAAAAAAUUGGCAGCUGUGGUUGCCAGAAAUUCACAGUAAAAAAUAUAGGCUUCAGGCUUUACAGGAUGUAAUUUUGAUUCCUAUAUAUUUUAUGGUGCAUUACCAUUUAUAUUAUUAAAUGAUAUAAAUGUAAUACUUUAGCCUUCUGAAACUGUAAAAAUCUGUGUUUUACUCACUGUAGUAAUUACAAAAAGGCACAUGCUGACAUGAAAUUCAUCAAUAGUGGCCUUUUCAAGAGCAAUUAUCAAUAAACAUGUAGAGACAGUGCUCAGUGUCACUCACACAAACAUUUAACUCCAUCAGGGUAACACAUGUGAAAUUAAAAUAAUGCAAUACACAUUAACUAAACUAAAUCAAAUAUAACACAGAACACCCUAAUGCAGAUAAGUGAUUUUAAAAAUAAGAAUAAACAUAACUAUUCCCAUAAAAUAUAAUGAAAUGUGAUGGGUACGCAAUCUAUCUACAGGAGUCUGCAGUUGCGUGUAAGUGUGUUUAUUUCAUUGUUUUACUUUGUUGAAGAGUGGUAUUCAUUGCUAGACUUGUGCUGUUUGUUUACUGUCUUAAACUUGUGCUGUUUGUUUACUGUCUUGAACUCGCGUCGCUUAAACGUAGGUUGGUUUGUGUGUGCUACAUUGUUUUGACCCAGGUUAUUCACUGCUAGAUUUAGCGUUGGUUGUCCAGUUUGUGUAAAACUAUCAUGGUUUUUAGUGUUUAUAAACAGUGCUUCACUUGUUUAGGGUAUUAUUUAUUGCUAUAGUGCAGCAUAAUUUAUUUGCGGUGCACGGAAGUCGACCCUUAGUUUCUGUUGACCACGUGACUAACUUUGUUGUGCUAAGUAGCAUUAAGGCGUGUCCAGCUUUUUCACUGAACAGCUCAUUAUCAUCGCGUAUAUAUUUGAUUUGAAUGCUGACGUGGAAGCGGAAGUGGUAGCCCUCAUGUAAAGCCCUCCUCGUGUGAAGACCUACUUGUGUAAAGACCAACGAGUCUACCUAUGCGGGUCCACCGAGCAAGGACACCGACAAGGCGCCACUCAACAUAGCACUUAAGUAUCUUGUUAUUGUAUCUCGUCUUAUUUUCCUUCUAUAUACUAACAUGUCUACUUCACGAAUAACACAUGCCUUCAAGCACAUCCCUGUUAUCUGUUACAGACCGUUUACACGAUAUCAAUGCAAGACCAAACGCAACCCACACAACCUACGGCCACUUUGCACUUCAGCACCUGCUACACUCUCUUUCUCAGUGGGACUCUGGAACUGCCAGUCAGCUGUGAACAAAGCUGACUUCAUUCCAGCCUUUGCCACGCAGUCCACCCUCAGCAUCCUGGCACUGACAGAAACAUGGAUACGUCCAGAGGAUACAGCAACACCUGCUGCUCUCUCCAACAACUUCUCCUUCUCUCACACCCCUCGACACACCGGUAGGGGAAGGGGAACAGGUCAGCCGACAAACUUUCUUGAGGAGUUGGAUGUCCUGUUGUCCUCCUUGCCGGAGGAUGGUAGGCCACUUGUGGUUCUUGGUGAUUUCAACAUACACCAAGACAAGCCCCAGGCCACUGAAUUGAAUACUCUCCUGGCCUCAUUUGACUUGGAAAAACUACACACCACAGCAACUCACAGAUCGGGCAAUGAACUGGACCUCAUCUUUACACAUAACUGCCAGCACGUGCUACACCACCCAGCCCCUGGCUGUCUGACGUCCUUCGUGAACAUCGGACUGACCUCAGGGCAGCUGAGAGGAGAUGGCGGAAAUCUAAAGAUCCAGCAGAUUUAGAACAAGCUGCCGGAUGACAAUCAGUCAGGCUUCAAAAGUGGACACUCCACCGAGACUGCCUUGCUGUCUGUCACUGAGUCGCUGAGAUGGGCGAAAGCUGAAUCCAGAUCAUCAGUCCUGAUUCUGCUGGACCUUUCUGCAGCCUUUGACACAGUCAACCAUCAGAUCUUACUCUCUACCCUCUCCUUACUGGGCAUCACAGGAACUGUGCUUGACUGGUUUAAUUCCUAUCUCUCAGGCAGGUCCUUCAAGGUAGCCUAGAGAGGUGAGGUAUCCAAGCCACAUCAGCUACUUACUGGGGUACCUCAAGGAUUAGUGCUUGGGCCACUUCUCUUCUCUAUACACACAACAUCACUGGGACCCAUCAUUCAGGCACAUGGUUUCUCCUACCACUGCUAGGCUGAUGACACGCAACUCUACUUGUCUUUCCAGCCCAACGACAUCACAGUGACUGCUCGAAUUUCUGCCUGCCUGACGGACAUCUCGGCCUGGAUGAAGGAGCACCACCUGCAACUCAACCCAGCCAAGACUGAACUCCUUGUCUUUCCAGCCAACCCUGCAGCUGAACACAACAUCACCGUGCAGCUGAGUGCAACUACAAUAACGCCUUCCAAAUCGGUCAGAAAUCUAGGGGUAACCAACAGACAACAGACUAAAUUUCACAGACCACAUCUCAAAGACCGCAAGAUCAUGUAGAUUUACACUCUACAAUAUCAGGAAGAUAAGACCCUUCCUCUCUGAACAUGUCACACAACUGCUUGUCCAGUCACUUGUCAUAACUAGACUGGACUACUGUAAUGCUCUCAUUGCAGGCCUCCCUACAUGUGCAAUUAGACCCCUUCAAUGAUCCAGAAUGCAGCAGCACGUCUGGUCUUUAAUGAACCAAAGAGAGCACAUGUUACACCACUCCUUGUCUCUCUCCACUGGCUGCCGGUUGAUGCACAUAUCAAAUUCAAGGCUCUGAUGCUGGUAUACAGAACAGUCACUGGGUCUGCUCCAGCAUACCUAAAAUCAUUUAUGCAGAGCUACGUGCCCACUAGAAGCCUGCGGUCGGCUAAGGAACAUCGCCUUGUUGUACCAACACAAAGAGGCACCAAAACACUUUCCCGGACUUUCAGCUUCAUCAUACCACGUUGGUGGGACGACCUUCCCAACUCCAUCCGUGAAGCUGACUCUCUGUCUUCAUAAAACGACUAAAAAAACAUCUUUUCCAUGAGCACUUAACCAGUCAUUAAAAAAAAAAAGAAAAAAAAAAAUUCCUGUUGCACUUUAUUCUGUUUUGAAUACUAUUAUGAUGCUAGUGAUACUUUGUAAUACAGCACUUUUCAUACCACUGUCUCCUAAGAUGAUUAGCUUAUGUAUUCCUCUUUUGUAAGUCACUUUGGAUAAAAAAAGCGUCUGCGAAAUGAAUAAAUGUAAAUGGGUCA